This is a messenger RNA of Pangasianodon hypophthalmus (striped catfish), 940 nucleotides long. RefSeq names its product insulin-like 5b (gene insl5b). The transcript has 2 exons. The record is from RefSeq and is a predicted model, not a curated record. Gene Ontology annotation, molecular function: hormone activity. Lineage: Eukaryota; Metazoa; Chordata; Actinopteri; Siluriformes; Pangasiidae. Bases 129 to 410 code for a protein of 93 amino acids. Gene Ontology annotation, cellular component: extracellular region.
UUGGAGAGUCAUGGAAAACCAGCAAAUGCGUCAACGAUGCGUUAACCCUGACAGAUCCAGUAUAAAAGUGAAGAACAGUCGCUCCGGUACUCCAUUAGCCUGUUUUUCGAACAGACGUUCUAUCAGCUAUGAAGGUCCUGCUGUUGAUAUUUGUCCUGGAGUCUCUGCUGGUCUGCAUGCCGCGGACAGAAGCGUCCCAAAUUCCUAUGAAGCUGUGUGGCCGCGAUUUCCUGCGCGCCAUCGUCUACACGUGUGGUGGUUCCAGGUGGAGGAGGAGCCUGAACGAGAUCUUCACAAAGGACUCAGAGCUGGAGGACACACUGAGGUUCAGGAGGAGUGAGGACUCGGCAUUGCUGGAUCUCUGCUGCAGAGUGGGCUGCAGGAAAAGUGACCUGACGGUCAUGUGCUGAGAGAAACGCCGUCCCGCUGACCGCUUCGUUUCUGUCCAGCGACGUGUGGUGUUUUAUCAUGAGAGAAUGGAGAAAAGCUCACGGUCAUGCUGCAGUAAAAACCUGAGACACUUCACACUGCUCACCUUCAUUUCCUCAGACACACACACACACACACCACACACAUACUCCUGUUUUACUCUAGCUAGGCCAAGUCCUUCGUAUAUCAAUUAACAGACGAUUGGCAGAUUUACUAACCAUCAUAAUUCAAAACAGUUUUAUCAGGAUUGAUAAAUCGGAAAUAAUUUGUGAUAACCUCAUACUUCUGAGACUCCAAACCACUACCAGUGAAUCAAGGACAUAAUUAAAUGGUACAGAAGCCUGGAGAGGCUAUUAAAGUUAUUUUUUUUCUUGUGCUGUUUAAUUUAGUUACCAAAAACUAAACUGGAGUCAAGAAAUCAUCAUGUGUCAGACUUAGUUUCUUCAUUCACACUAAACUGGCUAUUUCAAGGUCUGGUAUUAAUUCUCCAUUAAUUUAUUUCUUAAUAAAG